AUGAGAAGUGCCCACCAAUUAAUAACUCAAUUUGAACUUAAUGGUUUCACUCUGCCUUAAAUGGAAAAGAACAUGUGUAUAGCCUUUCUAAAGGAUCUCCUCUAAUAAAAUCCUAUUGAUAUGGAUUUCAUACUAGCAAAUACAUCACCAUCGAAAUCAUAGAGAGGAUUACUAACAUCUAAAUCAAAUAUCCUCCAUCUCUUAAAUGAAGAUAAGGAUCCUUCUAUAAUCAAACCUAUAUUCGAUUAUAGUCAACUUGAAAAUGUAAUACCCAAGAAAAAUAGAAACAAAAUCAAUGAAAUAAAAACAAAAGUUGAGACACUGCUUAAUAGCAAUAACAUUGAUCCUCCCUUAACUAUAAAAAAGAGGUAUUUUAUUCACUAUUUAUAAUAGAUGGUGGACUGAAGAAGAAGAUCAAUAACUUAAAGAAUUAGUAACAUAACAUGGAGCAAAGAAUUGGAAAAAAAUAGCAUCUUAUUUUGAAGAAAGAACAGAUGUGCAAUGUUUACAUAGAUGGCAAAAAGUGUUAAAUCCUGAUUUAGUUAAAGGACCUUGGACUUAAGAAGAAGAUGAAUUAUUAAUAAAAUUAGUAACAAAUUGUGGUCCUAAAAAUUGGAGUUAAAUUGCAAAGCAUUUGCCAGGUAGAAUUGGAAAAUAAUGUAGAGAGAGGUAUUCAUUUAUUUAUGAUUUAGAUUUCACAAUCACUUAGAUCCUAAAAUUAAUAAAGAAAGAUGGACAGAUGAAGAAGACUAAACAAUAAUUGAAGCACAUAAAAAAUUAGGCAAUAGAUGGUCAUUAAUUGCUGGACUCUUAAAAGGUAGGACUGACAAUUCCAUUAAAAAUCAUUGGAACAGCACUUUAAAAAGAAGAUUGAAAAUGUAAAAUAGAUGGGAAGAUCUUUAAGUGCUUCCAAGACAAGAUGAGACCUUAGUUAAAGGAGUGCCUAGAAGAUAAGUAUAAAGGAGAAUCAUGUAUUAUAAAACACCUGAGAAAUUAAUAAAGAGAGAUCCAGUGUCCAGAUAAUUAAAUUUCUAAACUCCAUACUCCAAUACUACUCCAAGUAAAAAAUAAGUUAAAUUUUAGAAUCUGAAUAAACACCCAAAAAUUUGAGCAUCGUUUAUCCAAAUUUAUUAGUCAAAGAUGCUUAAAUGAUGUAAGAUACUAUAUUAUAAAUUAAUAGAGAUUCUUGUUAAGUAUUAUUCAAAUAAUUGAGUGAAUUAACUAAUAUGGAUCUUGAUUUCAAUAAAUAAUAUAGUUACAAAUGA
Molecule: messenger RNA, 1265 nt
Organism: Paramecium octaurelia
Lineage: Eukaryota; Ciliophora; Oligohymenophorea; Peniculida; Parameciidae
Source: the annotation of a GenBank genome assembly